UCAACAAUCUGUGGACUUAACUUUUGUUUUCGUUCGGGGCUUCAGCGAUCUAGAUAAAAAGAGUCAACUGGUCGCCGCGUCGACAGCCUUGGAGCAUCUUCAGCCAAACAUCAAAGCGAAUAGAGAAGCAGUGCGUUAAAGAUGAAAAUCCUGCUACUUUUGAUGGCAUCUUUGAUCGCCGUAUGUUUUGCCGAACCAAAACCUGCCAUCAAUGAAGUAAAGUCGAACCAACCACUUCAAAAACCCGGUCGAUUUCUGUCUCUACCAGUACCGGAAAAAUGUGCAUCACGUCCAAAAGAAUUCAACUAUCGUGGUCAUAACUACUUCUACAGCGCACACGUGCCUGCACUGAAAGACAAGCGGGUUGAUUGGUUGGACGGUCGUAACAUUUGCCGCGAGUACUGUAUGGAUCUAGUUUCAUUAGAAACGCAGGAGGAGAAUAAUCUCAUCUUCCGGUUGAUACAACAAAACGAUGUGCCUUAUAUCUGGACCGCCGGUCGCCUGUGUGAUUUUAAGGGUUGCGAAGGACGCCCGGAUCUGGAGCCGAAAAAUAUUUACGGUUGGUUCUGGUCGAAUAACCGCGAGAAGAUCCACGCUACUAACCAGAUCCCGAAUGGAUGGGGUUACAACCCAUGGAGUAAAUCGGGUCAUAAGAAGAUUCCACAGCCAGACAAUGCCGAGUUUGAUAUCAAUCAGACGACUGAAUCCUGUUUGUCAAUCUUGAACAAUGUAUACAACGAUGGAAUUGGUUGGCAUGAUGUUGCCUGCUAUCACGAAAAACCAGUCGUUUGCGAAGAUUCUGAGGAACUAUUGAACUAUGUUGCUGCUACUAACCCCGGUAUCGUUUUGUGAAGCAAUUGUCACUGCAACACCACUGCCUUGAGAAUACUGGCCGGAAUAUUUCGAUAGUUUCGCUCGCAAGAGAAAUGAUCAUCGCUACAUACGUUUAUAUGAAUUCCUCCCGCUACCAAUACUGCUAAUCGUGAAUAAUGUUCUCUUUCCUCAUUCAGAGCAGUAGUGCUCUGCUACCACGGUCUUCUGUAACAACAUAAAAAAUAAUGUGUUUGAGUUUAUCAUUUGAAAAUCAAAAAGAAUGAGAUAGAAAUCAUGAUUCGAUUUCAAGUUUAGAAUGCAACAUUUGACUCAUUCAUUAGUAUCGCAUUUGAGGCAUCUGUCCAUUGGUUGAUUUAGAUGACGAAAUAGCAAUUCUGUGCCACGGUGCAUGAUACUCUAAUUCCAGUCAUACAGCUCAUAACGAAGGCAACUACAGCAAAUAACACUCUACAUUGCAUUGUCAAUGUUUUCAAAAUGUAUAUUUAUUGAAUAAAUAGACUUUUUAAGAAAUA
Molecule: messenger RNA, 1346 nt
Organism: Anopheles aquasalis
Lineage: Eukaryota; Metazoa; Arthropoda; Insecta; Diptera; Culicidae
Gene: slf
Product: C-type lectin domain-containing protein slf
Source: RefSeq, a predicted model, not a curated record